CAUGCGCUUCGGCGAAAUGACGUUGCUUCCGUUUGUCUCUGAGGUACAAUCCAACAUGGCGGCGCUCUGUCGGAGGGCACUCCUCAUAACAGGAGAGAAAAUUGGAGUAAAUAUUAGUGCUAGAGGACUGGGAACCAGUGCCUCUUUGUGUCGCCGUGCCCCACCGUUGGGUCCUUUGCCAAAUGAAGACAUCGAUGUGACAGACCUGGAGGCUCUGGAGAAGUAUGGGAGCUACCCACGGUACGUCAGGAACGCACAGGAGGCCAGCAAGAAGACCCAUUGGUGGAGGACUUACAAGGAGUACAUGGACGCCGCAAACCCGGAGAAAGAUGUAGAGUUGGUGGACAUAGGGCUGCCUUUCAGGCGAGGGUCCCGCCUCCAGGAGGUCCGACAGAGGAACAAAGUGAUGCGGGAGAACAAACUCAACCCCGAGCUGGAGAGAGCCACACGCCUGCGCACACUGAAGGUCCCCCUGGAUCGUGUGCGUGAGGAGUGGGAGAGGACUAGUGGACCGCAUCACAUUCGGCGUCUGGCGGAUCACUAUGCCAUCUACCGGGACCUCUUCCCCACGGCCUACUUUGUGCCACGCGUCAUGAUGCGGGUGCGCUACGGCGAUGGCACUGACGACGCCUCCGCCGUUUACUACGGCAACCAGUUACCCCCAUCAACGGCUGCAGCUCCUCCUAAGGUCUCGUAUGAAGCUGAGGAGGGUUCGCUUUGGACCCUGCUGCUAACCUCUCCAGAUGAGCAUCUGCAAGAUGGGAACCUGGAGUAUGUCCACUGGCUAGUUGGCAAUAUCCCAGGAAGUGACCUCAGCGCUGGACAGGAAGUGUGUGGUUACCUACCGCCGUUUCCCGCCAAGGGGACGGGAUUCCACCGCUUCGUAUUCGUGCUGUUCAAACAGGACGCGGCGAUCGACUUCACCCACGACACACGCACCUCACCAUGCACUAGUCUGGCGGAGCGUUCGUUCCGGACGGUGGAGUUCUAUCGUCGCCAUCAGGACGUGAUGACUCCUGCCUCCCUCGCCUUCUUCCAGAGCCAAUGGGACGACACCGUCACACACACCUUCCACACGCUGCUCAAUAUGCGUGAGCCGGUGUUUGAGUAUGAGCAGCCUCCAGUCUACCACCCACCCCAGAGGAAGUUCCCUCACGGCCAGCCCCUACGCUACCUGGACCGUUACCGUGACGGCAAGGAGCACACCUACGGCCACCGCUACUGACACCCAGAGGUCAACUGACCAAGGCCACGCAAAGACAACCAAGGUCAACAGCUACUGACCAAGAUCAACUACGGCCACCGCUACUGACACCGAGAGGUCAACAGACGUCAACCCCUACUGACAUUUUCUGAGCAAAGCGCACUUUGUUUCAAACAACAAAAAAGGAUUUUAAGUGUGCAUACUCCUUAGUAAAAUGUCAGCAGUGGUUGACUUUAUGUGACCUCUGGGUAUCGGUAGUCAGUGUGGACUCCUACUCUGACAAUUACAGUCAUCGUUUGUCCUCCACCUUUUCCAGGGAUGUGCACAGUCUUCAACCUCAACUGCUACUCACAUCCAGAGGUCACCAGAGGUCAACCGGUACUGACCAAGGGCACACAAGGUCAACCAUGCACCCCUCCCUAUCCCCGGCCACCCCAUAAUGCACCUCUACUAAGUCGCCCACACACAACCCAGAAGUUUUUGUUCUAAUAAAGUGUUUGCUCCAAAAGACACCAUCAAAUUCUGUUUGAUUCUGUGUGUGUGUAAGAGUACGUGUGCGUGUGCGUGUGUGUGUGUGUGUUGUGUGUGUGUGAGCGUUGAACACGAAUGUCUCACAGUAGGGCUGGGCAAUAUGACGAUAUAUAUCGUAAUCGUUAUAUAAAAGUGUAUAUUGUGACCUCCUAUUCUCCUAUCGUUUAUAUCGUGAUAGUAAUUUUAUCAGUUGUAUACAAUUGAAUAUCAUUUAAUUACAUUUCAUGUUGUCCCAAUACACACUAUAAGUUCAUGUAACUGUAAAAAUAACAAUAAAAAUAUUCAUUUUAAAGAAAGGUUGUUU
This is a messenger RNA of Engraulis encrasicolus (European anchovy), 2039 nucleotides long. It is a transcript of the gene mrpl38, whose product is annotated as mitochondrial ribosomal protein L38. The transcript is spliced from 9 exons. Gene Ontology annotation, cellular component: mitochondrial large ribosomal subunit. Bases 2 to 1225 code for a protein of 407 amino acids. The record is from RefSeq and is a predicted model, not a curated record. NCBI's taxonomy places the organism in Eukaryota, Metazoa, Chordata, Actinopteri, Clupeiformes, Engraulidae.